AUGGACAGUGGAGGCACGGCAACAGCUGCGGGUAUUGACCCCAAAAUUCUGGAUAAUUGGCAAACCGACGCUGCCUUUUCAGUCGCGUCCUGGGAACAGCUCGGAUACGAUCAAUCUCCCGAGUGGGAUACCAGCCAGGACUCGAGCCAGUGUGCCGAUGUCGCCGACUUGGGCGCCUUUCAUGACCCGCUAACGGGACCGCUGCUUGACCGCGCGGGCGAGAUUCCUCAUUUGGAGCAUAGGAAACAUGAUGGGUCUAUAGAGACCUUUACCUAUCCUGAUGGCACGGCCCAGGACACCGGCAGUGGCACCAUCAGCCCUCGCACUCUGCCGUCGUCCACCGAUGACAACUUCCAUGGCGACGAAACUUGGCCCCAUUUCCAGCUAUUCAACUCAGUGGCCGCGGGCAUGAAUAUGGAAGCCCCGAUUCUCUACCCCUAUGGCAAGGCUCCUGAUAAUUCUGCCGGGGCUGUCAUCGUGGAGGACACCGGAGACAUGCCGCAAGGCCCAGGUUACGCAGAUGCCCCGGCGGAGGCGAUUAUGUUUCAACAGGUGCCUCCAGGAUUCCCCAUGAUGGCAGAUCAAUGGCCGGAGAUUCCGCAUGGGGUACAGAUGGAGAAUAUGCCCGGGCAAGGCCAAGGAUCUGUGCCUCUCGCCUUGAACACUCCCAACCCUCAGAAAGAUCAUGUCUUGCGAGACUUUCAAUCUUCCAUUCGAUCACUGGAGUCACGUUGGCUGAACAGCCUCGAGUCUCAAUUGCCAGUGACCCAAAUGACCCCCGCCUCAUUACUCUCGUCACAGAAAACCAGUCGAAGUGCCCCAGAUGGAUUCCAGUACAAGUCCGAAAGUUCCUCGGUCUCAGGCGACCUGUCUGGAAUAUAUGAAUGCUCUUACUCCGCCACCAGCGAAGAGCCUCCUACAUUUGCUGAUCAGCAACGGGACGAUGACGCAAAAUGGAAAAUUCCAACCCCGGAUCACAGCUCCCCAGAGACGGCGCAGACAAUGCUGAAGACCACUGCAUUCAUGGUCAGCGAGACCCCACCGGAAUCUUUAAUCAGUACCAUUCCGUCACGAUCGCGGAAUCCCUCAUCAGCUGGCCAGCGUGCCUCCGGUCGACCGAUGCCUCUCGCUAUGCAGUCCGUGGCCACCGUGCGGAAGCGCAAAAAUCGAAACGCCCAGUCUUCCAUGGACCAGGGCCAACCUAAGCCGCUUCAGAUUGUCCAAGAAGAUGGACAAGGUGGCUCCAUCGCCUCUGCAGAUUUUGUUUCCCCACCGCGGGGCGCUCGUCGUAAAGGUCCUCUAAGCAUGGUUGGCCGAGCCAACGCUGGUUUGCGUCGAAAGAACAAGGACACCUGUGUCCAAUGCCGGUUGAACAAACGCAAGUGUGAUGGAAGCUCGCCUUGCGAUGCGUGUCGGCCGACACUGCACGAGCAGCCCUGCGCUCGCGCUUGUUUCUCUAGUAUUGUGGAGUUUGGAACCUGCAAUUAUAUCUCCCAACGAGCUGUCAACCACCCGACUGUCAAUGGGUCCAGCAGAGUUCGCCUGGCGAUUCCGUCUGAGUUUGACCUGAGUCAACUCUUGUCCUUCCUCUCCGACCGUCAAGGCCGAUUUAACAUCCGUGCCAGCCAGGCUUGGGGCUCUUUGUACGUUCUCGACCUCGGUGAGACCUAUAAGUUCCUGAAGAGCUUGAGCGAGUACAAUGGCAAUUCGAAGUCAACUUUCUUGGAGUUCAUUGAUCGCCGGAUUGUUGAAUCCAAGGACAAGUCGAAGAACUGGUUGACGUGUGUUAAGGAUUGCGACCCAAUGAACCAGGCCUACACUCUUCUCUCUCAGUGGAACAAUAUGCCGAGUCGCGCCAAGUAUUCCUUUGUUCCCCUUGAUGCCAACGGCCAAGAACGCGCCAUGGACGUCAGCAACCCCGAAGACCAGCGGGAUAUCCUUCUCGCCGCACAGCUAUCCCGCAUCGUUUGUCGCAUGAUGGAAGUAGAAGGUUUCCGGAAACUGGAGCGCGAUUUCUACAAUAUCAAAUGGAAGCAGAUCUCGCAUGAGACGCACAUUCGCUUCCUCGGCGAGCUCGGCCACAUUUUGCUCUCCCUCCGCUGGCGCGUCUCGUGGUGGAAGAUGCUAGGCGACGGCGGCCAAACUCCCGACCCAACCCAGCAACACUACAUCGAUCGUGUCGAGCUGCUCUGCCGCAUUCUGUACGUCUAUUACACCUGCGUUCUGGCCAAGCUGCCUUCCUGGUCGACCACCGAUGUCCCCAAGGGCACUUGGUCGUCGUAUGCAGACUCUGAGAAUGCGGUGUGGGAUGACUUCCCCUCGGACGCGACCGAUGCAGGCUUCUUGUCCUGGAUGCAGCGAGGUCAAGAACUGAUUGAGCAAGCGGGUGUCCCGGGCCGGGUGUCCAAAUUCUAA
Molecule: messenger RNA, 2415 nt
Organism: Penicillium macrosclerotiorum
Lineage: Eukaryota; Fungi; Ascomycota; Eurotiomycetes; Eurotiales; Aspergillaceae
Product: Zn(II)2Cys6 transcription factor domain-containing protein
Exons: 5
Coding region: 1-2415 (804 amino acids)
Biological process (GO): regulation of DNA-templated transcription
Molecular function (GO): DNA-binding transcription factor activity, RNA polymerase II-specific; zinc ion binding
Source: RefSeq, a predicted model, not a curated record